Molecule: messenger RNA, 706 nt
Organism: Rhinichthys klamathensis goyatoka
Lineage: Eukaryota; Metazoa; Chordata; Actinopteri; Cypriniformes; Leuciscidae
Gene: pvalb6
Product: parvalbumin 6
Exons: 5
Coding region: 250-579 (109 amino acids)
Cellular component (GO): cytoplasm; nucleus
Molecular function (GO): calcium ion binding
Source: RefSeq, a predicted model, not a curated record
GUUUAUCUUCCUCUACACUCUCUCUCCCCUUCAUCUCACCUCCAACUAGUCAGUGUUCUGUCUCUCUGUCCUGCUCUGUCUCUCUCUCUCUUUUUCCCUCUCUGUCUGUCUCAUUCUCUCUCUCUUUUUGGUGUGCUCAAGCUCCAGUUUGGUUUACUGUCUGUCUGUGCGUUGCCGGUCUCGUUCCUCUGCGGACCUGAACCUCCAGCUGAACCUGGGACUCCAGCUCACUCUACAGCAGUUGUAGAAAUGGCGAUGAACAGCAUCCUCAACCCUGAUGACAUUAAGAAAGCACUGGAUGCAUUUAAAGCCGUCGGCUCAUUCGACCACAAGAGGUUUUUUGAGAUUGUCGGACUGAAGGCGAAGUCGGCUGAUGAGGUGAAGAAGGCUUUCCAUGUUCUGGACGCCGACAAUAGCGGCUUUAUAGAGGAAGAGGAACUUAAGUUUGUUCUGAAGGGGUUUGCUACAGACGGGAGAGACCUGACCGAUAAGGAGACCAAAGCAUUCCUGCAGGCUGCGGACAAAGAUGGAGAUGGAAAGAUUGGAGCAGAAGAGUUUGCUGCUCUGGUUCGUGAAUAAGUGAUACAGACUCUUGGCCUGUUCAUACCUCAUGACCCCUUGACCUCGACCUCAGCCUAAAAUGCCCCUGAAGCACAGACGCACAUACACACUCACUUAAGCCCUGGGUAUACUUCGUUUUCCGUGU